Molecule: messenger RNA, 1023 nt
Organism: Bursaphelenchus okinawaensis
Lineage: Eukaryota; Metazoa; Nematoda; Chromadorea; Rhabditida; Aphelenchoididae
Source: the annotation of a GenBank genome assembly
AUGGGCCAAACCUUUCGAGACCUCGAGGAUCUCGGCCCGACCCCCGCAUUCUCUCGACAGCCGGCUGUCUCUCCAUCUUGUUUUUGCAAUCUUAAAUCGACCAGCGAAAUGCCCGAAACGGUGAGUUCCAUAUGUUAUCAAUCACAAAUCGCUUUCUACUAGGUCAUCUUGUCAAACAUACGAUGUGUUAGGGUUACAUUGGAUAAGAUAUGUGGUGUUAGGAUUAUUUUGAGUAACAUAUGUUGUGUUAGGGUCUUAUUUUAUGUAGUGUUAGCUUGAUUUAGCUUGGAGGGUUCUUUGAUUGUUCCGAAAGCUCGAAUUUCAAAAAGUUGAGAGUCUGCGGUUAUUGGGUUUCGUUUCAGUAUAGGUGUACUGCCAUUACUAAUACUGCAAAAUUUUGAAGUUUUUUGUUUAAAAACGUCAUUCUUUGCUCUUUUUUAGAUUUAUAUUUUGUUUUUAAAGGUUAAUUUGAUUUUUGAAUAAUUUUGUCAAGUAUUCAAUGUAACAAGUUUCCACAAAGUAAUUCUUGCUCUCGAGAACGUUUGGAACUGUGGCUAAAUUUACAAAACGAUUGGCUUCUAUUUGCUUAGGGAAGUGACGUUCUCUUAGACUGCGUCAUAAUGCCUUGAAACAAAAAAACUAAUUUUAAACAUAACACUAUUACUAUUUUAACAUAUUGAGUACUACUUUCAGUUUAUAUUUUAUCUCAUGUUAAAAGUUUCAUAAAAGUGUAAUUGCUAUAAUUAAAAGUCAUAUUUUAGGAUCCAAACCAGCCUCAGCCUCCAUAUGAUACCAAGAAUUUGGUAUGUGAUAUUGAAACUAUAAUACCUGCAGUAACUUUUUUAGAUACAAAGUUGCAUAGACUAAACUUAAUGUUGAACAUUACAAAAAGACUAUUUAAUCUAGUAUUUAAAUUUAAAAUUCAUACUAUUUUAUAAUUUACAAGAUCUUUACUUGCAGCCGGUAGCCGAAGUGUCGCUCAAAGUCGAGAUCCAGAAGCCAGAAGAGAAGAAAGGAAACUAA